Messenger RNA from Nomia melanderi (Alkali bee), 2454 nucleotides. Its product is annotated as tRNA (carboxymethyluridine(34)-5-O)-methyltransferase alkbh8. Gene Ontology annotation, molecular function: nucleic acid binding; S-adenosylmethionine-dependent methyltransferase activity. NCBI's taxonomy places the organism in Eukaryota, Metazoa, Arthropoda, Insecta, Hymenoptera, Halictidae. The record is from RefSeq and is a predicted model, not a curated record.
AUUUAUUGUUUAUAUAAUAUUGCAGAAUAUAUUAAAAGUUUACUCGAUAUAGGUUUCUGAAGAUAAGGAAAGAAAUAAUAUUUUGAAGAAAUACAUCAUUUGCAACUUAUUGCAUGUAACAAAUAAAUCAAGGAAAAUAGUAAAUAACAAAUUUCUACUUUAUUAGUACCCAGUAAUUAUAAAACCACCAUGUGCAUGAAUGGAGACUCAGGACAAUUUUUUUAUUGUAUAAUUUUUCUUAAAAUGACCAUGAUUUAAAGAAUCCUUAAGAUUUAAUGCGACCAUUAAUUUUUGAACUCAGACUUGUACUAAGAAUAGAACAUCUUUUUUUAUAUCUUCUUCCUACUUACAUAAAUAAAUAAGUAUUCGAUACGAUUUGAUAAAAACAAAUGCAUACGAUGCUUACAUUUAAAUGAUAUAGAGUUUAUGGAAUAUGACAUGAGAAUGGAAUACAAUUAUGCUAUGAUUUCUAUUAACAAUCAAUCAAGAUUUUGAAUAAGUAAUACAAUUUAUUCGUACAUUGUAUCGCUAACACAGCAAAUAGGAUUCAAAUAAUAAUGAGUAUUAAUGACUCACAGAAUUAUUGGUGAUAUGUAUAUAUUAGAAAAUAACCUAUUAAAAUUAAGUGUAAUAUUUGAAACAUCGUUUCCUUAUUAUGGUUCAAAGAGAGAAUGGAAGAAAAAUUGAGUAAAAAAGGUUACCGCAAACAAAAACGAGCUCAUCACAGGCUUCUUAGAGAUAUGAAUAUUAAAUGCUCUGAUAAUCCAACAAAGUAUGUGAUGAUUUGUAAUGCGGGUUUGGUAACUGGAUUAAAACGAGAAACAUUACAAAAUAUUAUAGACUCGAUUGUUUCAAAGUAUGAUAUAAUAAUGCCACUAAAUAAAUCCUAUUGUUUCAUUAAAUUUGAUUCAAUGGAAGAUGCAGAAUGCGUUUAUAAAAAAAUUCAUGGUCACACGAAUAUUAACAAUUUAAAUACACCAUUAUAUGCAACAUUUGCAGAAUCAGUUCCUGAUUUAGAUGAUCUAUCUUGUCAAAUUCCUUCAGGACUUAGAUUAAUAGAAAAUAUUAUAACUGAAGAAGAAGAGACACGUUUAUUGAGUUCAAUUAAUUGGAAUAAUGAAGAAUCACUUUCAUCCGAUUUAAAACAUAGAACGGUUAAACAUUUUGGAUAUGAAUUUCAAUAUAAUUCAAACAAAGUAGAUCCUAAUAAACCAAUUACACCUAUUCCCAAAGAAUAUCAAUUUUUACAAACAUUAUUUAAACAAUAUCACAAUGUACCGUAUGAAUAUGAUCAACUGACAAUAAAUCAUUAUUUGCCUGGACAAGGAAUUCCCCCACAUAUUGAUACACAUAGUGUCUUCGAAGAUUCUAUAUUAUCUUUGUCAUUGGGUUCAUCAUGUAUCAUGAAUUUUAAACGGGAAGAUAAAAAAGCUGAUAUUCUUUUACCUCCUCGUUCAUUGUUGAUUAUGUCAGGGGAAACUCGUUAUGCUUGGUCUCAUGGAAUUUGUCCUAGACAUAAUGAUCAAAUAAAAACAGCAAAUGGAAUAACAACACAACCACGAAGCACAAGAGUAUCAUUUACAUUCCGAAAAGUCAGAAGAGGUCAUUGUUCUUGUACUUUUCCAGAAUACUGUGAUAGUAAAGAAAAUCUUUUCGCUACAUCCAUUGGUGACAAAGCAGCAGUAGGAAUAGAAAACUCUUAUGUACACGAAGUUUAUGAAAACAUUUCAAGUCACUUUGAUGAAACAAGGCAUAAACAGUGGCCAAAUGUUUUAAAAUUUCUUGAGUCCUUAAAUCCAGGUGAUAUUCUAUUAGAUGUAGGUUGUGGAAAUGGUAAAUAUCUCCAUGAGCAACAUAUAUUUAAGGUUGGAUGCGAUCGAAGCCAAAAUUUAAUGAAAAUAUGUCGCAAUAAAAGAUUUGAAGUCUUCUUAUCUGAUUGUUUGUAUUUACCAUACAAAGAUAAUAGUAUAGAUGCAGCAAUAAGUAUAGCAGUAAUACAUCAUCUUUCAACCCAUGAAAGAAGGAAACAAGCAAUUUCAGAAUUGGCACGACUUCUUAGACCUAAUGGAAAAUGUUUAAUUUAUGUAUGGGCGAAAGAGCAAGAAAAAGAUUCUAUACGAACUGCAUAUUUAAGAUAUGGUACAAAUAAAAAGGAUGAGAAAACAGAAUUUGUACAGAAAUUGACAGAGUAUGGUGUAACAUUACCAGUGCACGAAAAUCGUACAACAUUUAUGUCUACGGAUAUGCUUGUUCCUUGGAAAAGAAAAGGAGGAGGAAACUUCUUGAGAUAUUAUCAUGUAUUCGAAGAAGGUGAAUUACUACGCUUGUGUUCGGAAGUACCUGCGAUUACAAUAAAACAUGUAUAUUACGAUCAGGGGAAUUGGUGUGUAAUUUUACAAAAAAUAGAAUAAAAUAAUUUAUCUGAAAAGAAACAUUUUUAUGCCAGUCAUUAUA